Messenger RNA from Anopheles cruzii, 1755 nucleotides. RefSeq names its product pyrokinin-1 receptor-like. The record is from RefSeq and is a predicted model, not a curated record. Gene Ontology annotation, biological process: neuropeptide signaling pathway. The transcript has 7 exons. NCBI's taxonomy places the organism in Eukaryota, Metazoa, Arthropoda, Insecta, Diptera, Culicidae. Gene Ontology annotation, cellular component: plasma membrane. Gene Ontology annotation, molecular function: neuropeptide receptor activity. The coding region runs from base 16 to 1755 and encodes 579 amino acids.
UCGCGCAACAAGUCCAUGCAUACGGCCACCAACUACUACCUGUUCAGUCUGGCGAUCUCCGAUCUGCUGCUGCUGCUUACCGGAGUGCCGCAGGAGCUGUACUUCAUCUGGCACCGGUUUCCGUACCCCUUCGGCAACGGCGUCUGCAUCAUGGCAAGCUUCGCGGCCGAGACGUCGGCUAACGCGACCGUACUCACGAUCACGGCGUUCACGGUGGAAAGGUACGUAGCCAUCUGCAAGCCCUUCCUGUCGCACACGAUGUCGAGGUUGUCGCGUGCCGUCCGCUUGGUGCUGGUCAUCUGGCUGAUCGCUAUGGGCCUCGCGAUACCACAGGCCCUGGCGAUGCAGAUCGAUGACGAGUUUCUCACCUGCACCGUACGUCACGACCACGCCCGGCAUGUUUUCUUCAUCUCGACCAUGCUGGUGUUUGUGUCGCCGAUGAGUGUGAUCAUCGUGCUGUACAUUUUGAUUGGACUGCAGCUACGUCGCUCGAAGUUCAUCCACAGCCGCAGCAUGCACCGAGGUUCGAGUGUCCGACUGAAGCGCAGCUUCUUGAGGACCCAUUCUCACCGCACGGCGGUAACCACCACGCUAGCAUCGUCGCUGCAGGAGUUAACGAUGCAGGAGUCGGUUACCAUCAACCGUGGACAACGUGGACAACGUGGGCCAGCGUUUCCGAUGGACCUGGAGGAUGGCCGGGUCCACUUGGCCGCCAACCGGACGCAGGACAACGGUAUCCGGCACGUGGUGAAAAUGUUGGUGGCCGUCGUGAUUGCAUUCUUCCUGUGCUGGGCUCCGUUCCACGCGCAACGCCUGUUCGCGGUGUACGCCAACGAGCAGAGCGAGGACGAUACUAUCCGCCAGGCGUUCGACGUGCUGACGUACGUGUCGGGGAUCCUGUACUUCCUGUCGACCUGCAUCAACCCGGUGCUGUACAACAUCAUGAGCCACAAGUUUCGCGAGGCGUUCAAGGAAACGUUGGCCCACUACCUCUAUCGCCGUCCCAGCCACCAGCUGAGCGAGGAUCUGUUCUUCCGGAACGCAUCGUGGCGGUCGCACACCAACUACUCCCACUGCUUGACCACCUACUCGCUGCCGCCGUGUGCCUGCAGCACGCAGUUCCUGCUUCCUGGACGCUCGGCGGCCCUACAGCGACGGCCGCUGGUCGUCUCGUUCCGGCGCCAGAAGUUCGCCUCGCUACAGUAUCACGCUCGGCCGGGCACAUCAUCGAGGUGUGCCGGAGCGCUGGCCCCGAGGACGAACCGCAGCCGCACGGACACUCGGCUGGGCCGCUCGUUCGAUGUCAUCCCGCUGGUGGCACGAUCGUCCGGCUCGAUGAACCUUGCACCUCGACCGCAGCGUUACGACGACGAUCCUUCGACACGCUCGGACGUGCGUGCAACCUCAACCGAGUCCAUCGUCCAUUCCGACCGGUCCGAUGCGCCCGCCGGUCCCGUAUGUGCGGAGUGCGGAGUCCACCACCCUGCGCACUGCCGGUACUCUACCCCGGUGACGGGAGCUUUACGAAAGCUUUCGACAUCGACACCGGCACCGACUACCAAAAAGCUACCACCAGGCUCGUUACGAGCCUCCUGGGCGGACGCUUGCGGAAGUUCGGCCCGGGCGAAGCUUCCAAUGCAUCCGUCGGUCCGUCGGAGCCAAAGCCUGUCGGUGGACGUCGGACGUUCGGCGCUGGUCGACGACGACACGACGGCACGGCACGAACCGACCAAUAGCCGAAGAUGCCGGCCGUAG